Molecule: messenger RNA, 2411 nt
Organism: Hypanus sabinus (Atlantic stingray)
Lineage: Eukaryota; Metazoa; Chordata; Chondrichthyes; Myliobatiformes; Dasyatidae
Gene: bloc1s6
Product: biogenesis of lysosomal organelles complex-1, subunit 6, pallidin
Exons: 5
Coding region: 242-736 (164 amino acids)
Biological process (GO): intracellular transport
Cellular component (GO): transport vesicle; BLOC-1 complex; extrinsic component of membrane
Source: RefSeq, a predicted model, not a curated record
GGGUGGACCGAGGCCUGAAGCGCUGCCUCGGACAUUCCUGGAGCAGCGGCCAGAAGACAGUCCGACCUCUCCUCCACACUGCAGAGUUGGCGGCGGCCGGGUAACCGGGGAGAGGGUCGGGCCGGGAGCAUGAGAAGCGGAGCCGAGCUGGGCCUCCCCCGUCCCCACUUACCGCCCUGACCUUUCCCCAUUAACCCCACAGGAGGCGGCGAGUGUGAGGCCCGGCGCCAACCACCAUACCAUGGAGCCAGGGCACUGGGCACAGGGCGCCGCUGAUGGGCUCACAGCCCCCGCAGGUGUCACUAAAAGCGACCUGGAGUACGAGGGCUCGGGCGAACUGAUGUGUGUGAAUCAGGAGACUGUGGAGAAGCUGACGGAAGGGUUAAUAUCUCACUAUCUUCCAGAUCUGAAGCAACUGAAAAAUGCCCUCCAGGAACUGACACAAAAUCAAGUGGUUCUGUUGGACACUCUGGAGCAGCAGAUCGCCAAAUUCCGCGAGUGCCAUCUGGUGCUGGAUAUCAACGCUCUUUUUACAGAGGCCAAAUGUUACCAUGAUAAACUGGUGAACAUUCGGAGGGAAAUGGUCACGUUGCAUGAAAGGACGACAAGGCUGAAGAGAAGAGCUUUAAAACUUCAGCAGCAGAGACAGAAGGAAGUGCUGGAAAACGAGCAGCAACGGGAGAAGGAGUUGGAACGAGAGCGGCAACUGAUUGCUAAGCCUGCGAAGCUCUCGUAGGCACCAGGGGCUGUGGCUUUGACAGCAAACACCAGCAGACUGGAGGUUCAGUGUAUUUGGAGGACGUCCUGUCGCACAAUGUUUCAGAGCACGGACUUAUGAAUACUAACCUUCAGUUUGUCUGCUGUGAACAACUCAAAAUACCAACCGUAGGAAUCCAAAAUGCACUUUUGAUGAAGGGGAGAUUUUCAGUGGGGCCUCUGGGUGAUGUGUGGUCCAACAUUAUACACAAUGCCCAGUGCCAGGUACAAUGUUGGACCAUGCAUUGUAGCAGUAACGUCGUGCCCUGGCACUGCAUGGCUUUCAUUGUCCUCAAACAACAUUGGUUCCGGGUUCUUCUGCCCCUUGGAACAAUGGUUAAUCAGGCAGCGAUGGUCUAGACCACUGUGAUCACUCCCUUGAGUGAGGUCUCUGAAGAAGCAGGUCAUCUCAUUUCUCUGUGGCCUGGACGGGUGUCUGGGGUCCAGGGAAGUCAGACUGGAUGUCACAACCGAGGCUGUUGCGUUAUCUUCAGGUUUAUGGAUGAUGCCCACACUCAGAAUAGUUACUAAACUGUGAGCAAGUCACGGGUUUGGUUUGGGACUGAUGCCCUGACGUGGAACAGUUUGGAAUUUAGACAUGAUGGGUUGCAGCACAAGUUUGUCAGGAGAAGUGAAUGUAGAGAUCCCACUCUGAGUUGGCAGCUGGGAAUGUGCUCUUCAUUGUCCUCUCUGCUCACACUUGCUUACAUCCUCAGCUCAGGGUUUCAUUACAGUCACUGAUGACAGACUGAUGGGUAGGUUUGCUUUCAGAAUCACUUUAAUGCCAUUCCUAAAGUUUUUUAAACUCAAUUCCACCACAGGCAUGUCUGCCUCAGCCUCUGCUCUGGACUGAAGUGUGACUGUAAUAUUGGUGAUAGGCUCAUUUACUGUCACUAAACCCUGAUCACACACCAUUCCAUCAGGGCUUGCUUCUCCAGUCCAGCACCUGUGCCUCACCAGAGGUCAGUCAGACUGUUGCCUAGAGAGUUACUGAAAGAGAGAAACAUUUAAACGAUGUUUACUGCCUUCCCGAUUGUGGCUGCAAGGCUGGAAUUUCUCCUCUAUGUAAUGGGCUCAUUCUGUAAGCCAAGUUAAACUCAGUGGGUGGGGGAGUUCUUCUUUUGCUUCUUAAGCCCCAUCCUUGGCCACCAACAGCACUUGCCAGAGUCCUUGGUCCUAAGCCAGUAGAAGGUUGAUGGGCCUUGUGGCUUCCACUUUCACCCAUGACUUCUUGGUGAAGAUUCGUCUGACCCAGGAAUGAGCUUCUGUUGGCGUUGGCUCUGGAUCUUUACAGGAUGCCCAAGCCUGGCUUGGAACCAUUGAUGGCGGAGUUGGGUGUGGAGGUUAAUCGGUGCAAAUCAUCUGGGAACUAACAAACCACCCCAAAACAAAAUUAAAAGUUUCACUUGGCUUUUUUGACUAUACUUACUUGAAAUAAAAUGUAAGAUGUUAGAAAUAAAGAUAAAGAAUUAAAGAUCAGCUUUAUUUGUCACAUGUACACAGAAACAUACAGUAAAAUGUGUCGUUUGCAUCAAUGACCAACACAGUCCGAGGAUGCGCUGGGGUGGUGGGGGGGAGGCAGCCCAUGUGUAACCAUGUGUCUGAUGCAGUAAAGUUUAAUGUAAAUUUAUUAUUAAAGUACAUAUAUGUCACCA